UCAGAAUUAUCAAUAUGGAAGUGAACAGAGGAAAUCACGAUGAGAGGAGGCCACAACGAACAAGUGUGGAAACAAUCGAGUGGACGCUGGAGCACCACAAGCAAUUCGUGGACACCAUGGUCCGAUUAGAAUUGGAUGAUCUCAGAAUCCGUACAGCCAGGCGGACGAUCCUGAUUGUGGAGCUCAUGAACAACGAGGCCUUGAGGCUUUUUCCGCGGUCAACUCUCUUGACCCACAUCUCCAACUUCAAGCGUUUCCAGAAAAUCCCUUCUCGCGGUUUUCAGAAAACUAGCGCUCACAGUGCUUUGAUGAGAGACUUGGAACGGCUUAACACUAAUAAGAAGGAGGAGGAGAAGGAGGACGACAUGUCGUUUUCAUGGAAACUGGAGCAUCAUAAGAAGUUUGUGGAGGCAGUGAUCCAGUUGGAGUUGGGCAAGGUAAAGGUAACCCCAAAGGGCAUUCUGAAGCUGAUGGACGAGAAGCACCGCCCGGGCCUCAGUGUUCGAGCAGUGGCGAAGCAUCUCUUGGGAUUAAUGGUUUUACAGAAAAAGACUCAAAUAUCACAUGUUCGAACUCAAUUAUCACAUUCUCAAACUCAAUACUACGCCAAAUUGGAGGAGGUUAGAAGAAUGAAAGAAAUCAUCCGCACCUUAUCUAAUGUGAAUAUCUCUCUCGUCACGCGACCUAAUGCAAAUAUCUCUCAAGUGAAGUGAAGUGACUAGUUGUGACUGUCACACUGGUUAAUGAGCAUGUGAUGUUUUUGCAAGAGAAAUAAGCUCGUGGCAACUCAUUGUUGCGACUAUGUGGCUAGAUUGGUUAAUGAGAUGUAUUUUUUUAUCAAUUGAAUAUGAAUAAUUCAGUUAUCUCGAAA
Messenger RNA from Prunus mume (Japanese apricot), 871 nucleotides. RefSeq lists its product as uncharacterized. The record is from RefSeq and is a predicted model, not a curated record. NCBI's taxonomy places the organism in Eukaryota, Viridiplantae, Streptophyta, Magnoliopsida, Rosales, Rosaceae.